This is a messenger RNA of Macrosteles quadrilineatus (aster leafhopper), 864 nucleotides long. Its product is annotated as apoptosis inhibitor 5-like. The record is from RefSeq and is a predicted model, not a curated record. Gene Ontology annotation, biological process: negative regulation of apoptotic process. Gene Ontology annotation, molecular function: RNA binding. NCBI's taxonomy places the organism in Eukaryota, Metazoa, Arthropoda, Insecta, Hemiptera, Cicadellidae. The coding region runs from base 1 to 864 and encodes 287 amino acids. The transcript has a single exon. Gene Ontology annotation, cellular component: nucleus.
AUGGCUAAUUUAGCUGAAAUCGUUGGCAACAUCAGAGCUUGUGUUAUUUCCAGUAAAGGACUUUCUCUGAAAACACUCUCUGGUCCCCUUGAAGAAUUCUUUCAACAAAUUCUAACAGGAGAAGAAGCAGUCAGAGAAAGAUGCUUGAAAUUUUUAGUUCACUAUGUCAAAAAACUGGACUCAGAUGUUUUCAACAAAGAAGCUGAAGAUUUGCUUAUUGCCGAGUGUAAGAAGGUUUUACAGGCUCAGUUGGUGUGGAAUGACCCUGAUGCGUUUGACAUGGUGAUGGAUCUGCUGGGACUGACUCACCUCGCCAAGUCGGUCGUAGGACAGCGGGAGUUGGUGGAGAUUGUAGCGGAACAAGUGCAACUGUCACAACUUUACAAUCCCGCAGACAAGGAGCAGGUCGACAAACUGCUCCAUGGACUCAAACGAGCUUUGCCCUUCUUCUCGGCCCAGGUAGAUUCACAGAAGUUUGUCGAGUACCUUUGUGAGCAGGUCCUUCCCACAAUGCCCGUCAUAUCAGCCUCAAAUAAGAACUCGGCGAAUCAUUCGGAAAUCUUCAAAUUGCUGGCCGAGUUAUGUAGUCAUUGCAACACAAUCUCCAACCCAGAGACCCAUACAGCCACAGUCUUGAAAAAACUUAUUGAGUACAUGCCACUGCCCUCCGCCUCAGACGACAUACCAGAGCCUAACCUGAAGUACUCGUACGUAGAGUGUCUCAUGUAUUCUCUAUACAAGCUGGCUCGACACUGCCCCGACAUCAUUACUAAAGACCCUGAGAAACUGGAAGACUUCUGGCUAAGGCUAAAAUAUUUUGCUGGAAGAAUCCAAGGAUAUAAGAAAAAAAAGCCAUCGACUUAG